Molecule: messenger RNA, 4723 nt
Organism: Sceloporus undulatus (fence lizard)
Lineage: Eukaryota; Metazoa; Chordata; Lepidosauria; Squamata; Phrynosomatidae
Gene: GRK2
Product: G protein-coupled receptor kinase 2
Exons: 21
Coding region: 768-2843 (691 amino acids)
Biological process (GO): G protein-coupled receptor signaling pathway; protein phosphorylation; regulation of the force of heart contraction
Molecular function (GO): G protein-coupled receptor binding; ATP binding; G protein-coupled receptor kinase activity
Source: RefSeq, a predicted model, not a curated record
CACAAGGGACACACACACAAAAAGAGGGACACCACACAUGUGAGGUAUAUGUCUUUAAUCUAUUAUGGGCCUGUCUGAAGCCUAAACUCUUUAAUUUGAUUUCUACUCGCUUCACACACACGCAAUGUAGUGUACACACACAUCUAUGUCUAUGCAUGAGCACAGACUUAUGUAUGUGCUCAACCCAACCAUCCAGAGUGAGAGGAGGAGGGGGCAGCCUGGGCUCCAACUGUCUGGGCCCCUUUUGUAGCAGCCCUUAUUGUGGCCGCCUGCUGGCUCUUUCCCAGCCGCAGCCCUGAAGGGGGAAGCGAAGCAGGCCUCCUCCAAGGAGACCCUGGUUGACAGGAGCCCCUCCUUGCUUCCACACGACCGACGACGACGACGAGGAGGAGGAGGAGAAGCCCGCCCUGGAGGAGAAGCCAAGGGGCCCACAAGGCGGCGAAGCAAGGGCAAGGCUCCGCUACAAACACAGGAGCCACCGCCAUCAUGUGGGUCUCUUGGUAAGAGGGGCUGCAGGAGCCCCCCAGCCCCAAAUAACCCCCCUUUCCUUCCCCAAACACGCGUCUGGGAGCCCCCCUUCUUUCACACGAGCAACGCCAACCCGUGAAGGAAGAGGAGGAGGAGGGGGGAGAGAGGGGGAGCAACCGCCAGAGCAACCGAGGCGCGCCAGGCGGAGGAGAGGAGAGGGAGAGGGAGCGGGAGAAGGAGAGCCGCCGCCGCGAAGGAAAGCAGAAGGAGGAGAGGAGGCUACAUUUCCUGCUGGCAAGAUGGCGGACCUGGAGGCAGUGCUGGCCGACGUGAGCUACUUGAUGGCCAUGGAGAAGAGCAAGUCCACUCCCGCAGCCCGGGCCAGCAAGAAGAUCGUGCUGCCUGAGCCCAGUAUCCGCAGUGUUAUGCAGAAAUACCUGGAGGACCGGGGUGAAGUGACCUUUGAAAAGAUAUUUUGUCAGAAGAUUGGGUUCCUGCUGUUCCGAGACUUCUGCUUGAAUCAGGUGGAAGAAGCCAAACCACUGGUGGAAUUCUAUGAAGAGAUUAAAAAGUAUGAGAAGCUGGAUUCCGAUGAGGACCGAGCUAUUAAGAGUCGCCAAAUCUUUGACACAUAUAUCAUGAAGGAGCUGUUGUCCUGCUCUCACCCCUUCUCCAAAACAGCCACGGAGUAUGUGCAGAGCCGCCUCAGUAAAAAGCAAGUGCCACCUGAUUUGUUCCAGCCAUACAUUGAAGAGAUCUGCCAGUGUCUGAAUGGGACUGUCUUCCAGAAGUUCAUUGAAAGUGACAAAUUCACACGCUUCUGCCAGUGGAAGAAUGUGGAGCUGAAUAUCCAUCUGACCAUGAAUGACUUCAGCGUCCACCGAAUCAUUGGACGUGGAGGCUUUGGCGAGGUCUACGGCUGCCGGAAAGCAGACACGGGCAAAAUGUAUGCCAUGAAGUGUCUGGAUAAGAAGCGAAUUAAAAUGAAGCAGGGGGAGACACUGGCUCUAAAUGAGCGCAUCAUGCUAUCGCUUGUCAGCACUGGGGAUUGCCCCUUCAUCGUGUGCAUGUCCUAUGCCUUCCAAACACCUGACAAGCUCAGCUUCAUCCUGGACCUUAUGAAUGGAGGUGACCUGCAUUAUCACCUCUCUCAGCAUGGGGUUUUCUCUGAGACUGAAAUGCGUUUCUACGCAGCAGAAAUCAUCCUGGGGCUGGAGCACAUGCACAACCGCUUUGUGGUGUAUCGUGACCUCAAGCCUGCUAAUAUUUUGCUGGAUGAAUUUGGCCAUGUCCGCAUCUCAGAUCUGGGUCUUGCCUGUGACUUCUCCAAGAAGAAACCCCAUGCCAGUGUGGGCACACAUGGGUACAUGGCACCAGAGGUGCUUCAGAAGGGCGUGGCUUAUGAUAGCAGUGCCGACUGGUUCUCUCUUGGCUGCAUGCUGUUCAAACUACUGAGGGGGCAUAGCCCCUUUCGGCAACACAAGACUAAGGACAAACAUGAGAUUGACCGUAUGACACUCACUAUGGCUGUGGAGCUGCCGGAUUCCUUCUCACCUGAGCUACGCUCUCUACUAGAGGGGCUGCUACAGAGAGAUGUCAACCGUCGCCUGGGUUGCAUGGGCCGUGGGGCACUUGAGGUAAAAGAGAGUUCCUUCUUCCAGGGUCUGGACUGGCAAAUGGUUUUCCUCCAGAAGUAUCCACCACCCUUGAUUCCACCACGUGGAGAGGUGAAUGCAGCAGAUGCUUUUGACAUUGGUUCUUUUGAUGAAGAGGACACCAAAGGAAUCAAGUUACUGGACAGUGACCAGGAGCUCUAUCGCAACUUUCCACUCACCAUCUCAGAGCGCUGGCAGCAGGAGGUGACAGAGACUGUAUUUGACACAGUCAAUGCUGAGACUGACAAGCUGGAGGCCCGCAAAAGAGCCAAGAACAAGCAGCUGGGCCAUGAGGAAGAUUAUGCUCUGGGCAAGGACUGCAUUAUGCACGGCUACAUGUCAAAGCUGGGGAAUCCCUUCCUUACUCAGUGGCAGAGGCGAUAUUUCUACCUCUUCCCGAAUCGGUUGGAGUGGCGUGGAGAGGGAGAAUCUCCGCAAUCCCUACUCACCAUGGAAGAGAUCCAGUCAGUAGAGGAGACGCAGAUAAAGGACCGAAAGUGUAUCCUGCUUAAGAUUCGAGGAGGCAAGCAGUUUGUCCUGCAGUGUGAUAGUGAUCCUGAGCUGGUGCAGUGGAGGAAGGAACUACGGGAUGCCUACCAGGAAGCUCAGCAGCUGCUGCAGAGGGUGCCCAAAAUGAAACACAAGCCACGCUCUCCAGUGGUGGAGCUAAGCAAGGUUCCACUGAUCCAACGCAGCAGCAGCAGCACUAAUGGCCUCUGACCCUCCUCGCCUUCCUCUCCCAUCCUUAAUUUAUUUGGCUGGAUUUGUCCACCAUGCCCACCCUCUUCUCCUGUCUCUUUUUGCUGAUUGUUGUGACGUCCACCCCAGCCCCCUGGGGUAUAGUGAGGGGGGUGGGGCAUCCAGAAGGUGUGGGACAGGUUUCCCCCCUCCUCCUAGUGCAUGGGAAUUGAUGCCCAUUUAAGGGGAAGAAGCCUGGUUGGUAAGGUGGGUAUGAGUCAACCUUUUCCCCACUGAGCAAGGCUUUGAUUUUAGAACCCUGCCUUGAAAUAGGACCAAUGCAAGGAGAUGUUCUGAGGUGUGUCAUGCAUCUUGAGCACUUCCUGCUUCCUCCUGGUAGUGCCAAACAUGUGCUAGUGCACAUAAGAGGGUUAUCACAGAGCAUGAUUGCUUAUUCCUUGCUCCCUUUGUGGUAUGUGAGAAAGCAUGUCUUCUGUGGUAAGUCCCUUAACACUAGUGGGGAUGAAGACAAAUCUGUAUGACAAUCUGAAUUACAACCCCUAUACAAUCCAGCACUCGCUCUGAUAGCAAUUCCACAGUAGAUCCUGAAGGAAGUGUGCUUUGGUUCUGGCAGGGAGAACUCCGGAGUGUUCUUUCCCUGCCAGCACCCUCAGUGAGCAUUGGUGACGCAGCCACUGUGCCGUAAGCAUGUCUUUCAAGACUGGCUUGAGUUUUUCCACUGGGGUUGCAUGAUAAGGAAUUGCCUUGAUACUGUUAUGCUCUAACAAAAAUUUAUAAUGUAAGUGAAGGCUUACUCCCAUUCCCUUUCCUUUUCUGUUCCUAAAUCCAGGACCUUAACCCUUACUUAUGACAACCUUUUUUUGUCCUGCUAGCUGCUGUCACAGUUCUGACAUUUCUGACCUAGGGUGGUGGCUGCUUGUGCAGCUGCCUUAGGAAUUGCAGUUACUUGCCUAUGCUGUCCUAGUACCCAACGCCUGAAUAGGCAUUGUGUCUACUGUGCCAAAUUUGAAGACAAUGUCAAUGUCCCUCCCAGUUGGCUCAGUAGAGUAUGUGUAAAGCAGUCCUCCCUGAGAUCCCAGGCCAGACCUGGACAAGUUUCCUGCAUUUGACUUGCCCAGUUUGUAUUGUUGCCUCUUACUCUUCUCUGGGGGGGGGGGGGGGGGGUAGGAUGAGAACUGCCUCUGCUCUGCUGCCCCUACUGCCAAAGCCCAUCAUGCGUUUCUGUGGAAAUUGGGAGGGAUGGACCAUGCCAAAAGAGAUUCUGAGUUGCCCGAGUCCUCUGUUCUGGGCCUCUUUGGGUUGGGGCUGGAGUGGGGGAUGCAGAAGCUGAAAAUUCAGCCUGGAUGGGGCCUUGUGCCAACUCCCAAGUAUCUGAAGGAUUCUGUAAAUAUCUCUGUGCCAAGGGGCCAGGCUGGGUUUGAAAAACUGGUCCCACUCGUCUCCUCCCUUCCAAUAUGCCUUGUAUGAACAGCACCACCCCACCACCUCCCCAGCAGUGUUAUGAUUUCUCCCACAGGAUGGCGAGAAAUCUCAGGUUGAAUUAAUCCAGUGCCCCCCCUCCUCCCUCCAUUUGCAGGGGUUGGGGUGGAUGGCUUUCGGUUGGGGAUCUGGUCUCGUCCCCAUGGUCUCAUGCCCCAAGCGCAUGCGAUUGCCUCUGCUGCAUGCCUCCCCCCAUGUGAUGAGUUUUGCCUGCUCAGCCACCUGACUCCUCCAUUCCUUCCAUGGUGAUGUGCCCUGGAAGGGGAGAGGUGGAAUGAAGCCCCUUUCCUUGCAGUGUUUGUAAAUAUUGAUCUCUGGUUUGUCUCUCUGGGUUAUUAUUAUGGAUUUUUUGCCGAUUUUUGAAUGUGAUUUUAAUGAGUGGGAUAAAGACUGUUUUUUAUAAUAAAAAAAUCCAAAACCCA